Messenger RNA from Cutaneotrichosporon cavernicola, 1791 nucleotides. RefSeq lists its product as uncharacterized. Gene Ontology annotation, molecular function: L-amino acid transmembrane transporter activity. Gene Ontology annotation, cellular component: vacuolar membrane. The record is from RefSeq and is a predicted model, not a curated record. Gene Ontology annotation, biological process: amino acid transmembrane transport. The transcript has 4 exons. NCBI's taxonomy places the organism in Eukaryota, Fungi, Basidiomycota, Tremellomycetes, Trichosporonales, Trichosporonaceae. The coding region runs from base 1 to 1791 and encodes 596 amino acids.
AUGCCACCAUCACCACCGCCCACACCCCGCACUGCCACUUUUCUGGGCAUCGGGCGACCGCGUGCGCCCACGCCAUCCGAGGCCGAGCCACUGCUAGACGAACCAGGCCCUAGCAGAGCGAGAUCCGUCUCGCUCGCGCAGAGCAUUGCGUCCGUCGCGUCUUUUGUCUCGGCUGCCUCCAGUACGGGUCUGAGCGUGUCGAGAAACCAUUCACGGAAUCCGAGUUUGACUCGACCCAAAUCACCUCGUACAGAUCUCGACCCACAAGAAGAAGACGAACUGGACUCGGACGAUGAUCCACGCGCAUCCUUCGCGUUCUCGGAUCUCGAAGAAGACCUCGAUUGGGAUGGCGACUGGGACGAGGCAGGCUCUGAUGAGCCGCUAAUGCGUCGCCGACGUCGUGACGACGUUCCAGGGGAGCGCGCAUUGUGGGAGCUCGUGCCGGCACUCGUGCUUGCGCACCCACUCGCGCUGUUCCCGGCACUCGCGGCGAUCCCACAUGACUUCCUGCCCGCCGGCGUGGCACUAUUUGUGCCCCUUCUCUGUGUCCUCGCACUCCUGUCUGCCUGCGCCCAUAUUGUCAUUGUGUAUCUGGGCUGGUACCUCAACGUACACACGUUCGAAGACGUGUUCGCAAAAUGCGCAGGCGAGCGUUUCGGACCGUACGGCCUCCAAGUCGGGCGCGCCUUUGUCAUGUUCGCGUCUAUGGGCGCGAGUGUGGGAUGGCUGGGAACUCUAUAUGGACUCUUUGAGCCGCUCGCCCGCACAUACCUCCCCUCCGGGGUACUACAGACGCGUCUGUUUUGGCUCCUCGUGGCCAGCGCAACCAUGAUUCCCGCGCUCGUCCCAUCUCGCAGUUUCCGGAGCUUGCGGCCAGCACUCUUCGCCCUGGCCCUGAUGCUCCCAGUUGUCGCGUUUAUCGCUAUUGGGCGCACCGUUGAGGUCCGCAAGCUGAUUGACGAGGCCGACUACGCCAAGCGCGCACUGAGUGUCCGGGGUCUCAACGCCGGAUCAGCAGGCUCAGGCCUGACCUCCCUGGCGAUGUUCUUCACACCCCAUCUCCAGUCCCUGUCGGUACACACGACGCUGCAACGUAAUUCGCGGCAGCGGUUCUUUAUCCCCUGCUUUGCGACGACUCUGGCUCUCGUCCUCAUCUCGCUCCCCUUCGCCCUCGUACCUUACUACCUUCUCCCGCCAGCCCCGACGGGGCUCGCCCAACUCCCCGAUGACGACGGUUGGACGAACGCGGCUCGGGUGCUAAUGGCCGCACUUGUACUCGGGUCCACUACCAGCUGGCUCUUGCGGGGCCGCGAUUGCAUCCUGACCGCGCUGGACGUGGACAGGGGUGAGAGCAUCAAGGCCGGCCGCUGGGUCGGACUCGGCAUGUGGGUCGCUGUUGUCGCGAUCGCCGCCCUCGGCGGGAUUGUGGCGGACAAAGUUGAACUGCUGGGCGUGAUGGCGACCCUGGCCGUCGGCUGGCUCCUUCCCUCCCUCUUCUUCAUCAUCACCUUCCACGUCCGCUCCCCACUAUCCAUCAUCUUCCCGCGCGACGCGCCGCCACCACCGCCAGAAGAACCCAUCACCGUCGCCGGCCCAAGCAACAUUCACGUCCGCACCGCGUCGCUCGACGACCCCGCCACCGACGUGCUCCUCGCGCGCAAGGAGCACCAACUCCAGAAGCGUCGCCUCGGGCGCCGCUUGUGGCAGGAUAUGGUCGUGUACGUCGGCAUCCUUCCGGUCGGGUGUGUUACGCUCGUGUGGAGCGUCGGGUCUUUCCUUGGUCUCUGGUAG